CAGAAGGUAGCUAGCUAGAAAAACUGAUAGCGAGGAAGGUAUUGUCUGCUGCGUGGCCGAAAUAGAAAGGAAACACAGACUGGAAAACAUCAAGGGUUAGGCAAACACUAUUUUGGCACCGUGUACCGCGCUUUUACCUUUCUAUGAAGUCGAUAUAGCCCAAUAACUGGACCACAUGUUUACAAGAUUAAUUGAUAACAAGAAGCCGGAGCCAGGUUUGGGUCGAUUCUGCAAGCGGUUGGCAAUCGACUCCGCACAACAGGCGAAAGAACAAACCGUGGUGUGUGGCUACAACAGAAGACAUACGAGUCAGCGUCUAGCGGUCGCUAAAACAUCCGCCAGGGUCAUCUUGCCCGGUUAACUACAGUCCGAUUGUUGUUCGGAGCGCACUCCAUCCAAAUCCGGUACUGCGGGACAUUUAAGUCAGCAGCAAACCUCUGGAGUACUGAAGUCCCCAUCCACCCCUUAAUAUUCAACAUCUUCAGGAAAGGCGUGAAAGCCAGAGGAGACCAUGAACCACCUUUCCCUGAGUGAGCUGUGCUGUCUGUUCUGCUGCCCCCCCUGCCCGAGCAAAAUCGCCUCCAAGCUGGCGUUCCUGCCCCCGGACCCCACCUACACGCUGAUGUCGGACGAGAGCGGCACCCGCUGGACGCUUCACCUGUCGGAGCGGGCGGACUGGCAGUACUCGGCCCGCGAGAAGGACGCCAUCGAGUGCUUCAUGACGCGGACCUCCCGGGGCAACCGGAUCGCCUGCAUGUUCGUGCGCUGCUCGCCCAAUGCCAAGUUCACGCUGCUCUUCUCGCAUGGCAACGCGGUGGACCUGGGCCAGAUGAGCAGCUUCUACAUCGGCCUGGGCUCGCGGAUCAACUGCAACGUCUUCUCCUACGACUACUCGGGCUACGGCGCCAGCUCCGGGAAGCCCUCCGAGAAGAACCUGUAUGCUGACGUGGACGCGGCGUGGCAGGCCCUGCGGACACGGUAUGGGAUCCGGCCGGAGAACGUGAUCAUCUACGGUCAGAGCAUCGGCACGGUUCCGUCCGUGGACCUGGCGGCGAGGUACGAGAGCGCGGCGGUCAUCCUGCACUCGCCGCUCACGUCCGGCAUGAGGGUGGCCUUCCCCGACACCAAGAAGACCUACUGCUUCGACGCCUUCCCCAACAUCGACAAGAUCUCCAAGGUGACGUCACCCGUGCUGAUCAUCCACGGGACGGAGGACGAGGUCAUCGACUUCUCCCACGGGCUGGCGCUGUACGAACGCUGCCAGCGGCCGGUGGAGCCGCUGUGGGUGGAGGGCGCGGGGCACAACGACGUCGAGCUCUACGGACAGUACCUGGAGAGGUUGAAACAGUUCGUGGCGCACGAGCUCGUCAACUUGUAGAAGGACCUUCUCACGUUCGACAACUGUGAACUUUCAUCGACUUUUAGUUUAAAAAAUUUUUCCCCUUUUACUCUUUUUUUUUUUUCUUUUUUUUUCUUUUUUUUCCCAAUUGCACAGUGCAGUCAUGUGACAGAGCCUGGAAGUCUGAGGAUUCUGUCUGCAAGUCAUGUUUUCUGCCUUUAAAAACAAUGUCCAGGUUAUGAUUUGCAGACGCUGGUGGUGACUGUUUAAUGCCAGUAUUAUAGGACAAGUCUUAACACGCGGUCAGUCUGGCACGUUAUCAAACAGUUACAUUGCAGUCAAAUGUUUUUUUUUUUUUUUCCUUUUUAAAAUGAUUUUAAGUGUAAUUGUAUGAAAUGUAAAGGAGUACUGUAUGAAAUGUUUGAAACUCUUAAUUGCUGUGCCAGUGUUGCCAAAUGUUCAGCAUAUCGAGAAGAAAAAUUUAUACAAAAACGUUUUUAGAACAUCUCCAAUAAGCUGUACAAUUGUUUAGUUUUUUUUUUGCCCCUAGAGAUUUUAUGUA
Megalops cyprinoides (Indo-Pacific tarpon) is the source of this 1901-nucleotide messenger RNA. It is a transcript of the gene abhd17b, whose product is annotated as abhydrolase domain containing 17B, depalmitoylase. Gene Ontology annotation, molecular function: palmitoyl-(protein) hydrolase activity. Gene Ontology annotation, biological process: protein depalmitoylation. Lineage: Eukaryota; Metazoa; Chordata; Actinopteri; Elopiformes; Megalopidae. The coding region runs from base 512 to 1378 and encodes 288 amino acids. The record is from RefSeq and is a predicted model, not a curated record. Gene Ontology annotation, cellular component: plasma membrane; endosome membrane. The transcript has 5 exons.